CGGGGAUGUAGCUCAGAUGGUAGAGCGCUCGCUUAGCAUGCGAGAGGUACGGGGAUCGAUACCCCGCAUCUCCAUUUUUGAUUUUGGGAUUUACGAUUAAUCGAUCGAUCACGAUUGCUAGGGGCGGUCUUAUCAUAUAUUGGUCUAGAAUUUUGGAAAUUCAUGUGUCUUGGCUUGUGAAAUAUUACAAUGAUUGAUUCACUGUUAGAUAAAAGUUGUAGUUCUUUAGCAGCAACGCAUUCAAUAGUAACACCGCUUCUGCCACUCCAAGUUCUGGCAAUGACAGAGGAAGGGCUUUUGAUACAAGAAAUGAUAGAGAAAGAACAAAAGGGCGUGGUGGCGGCGGUGCGAGUGGCUUAGAAGUUAAUAGACUGCCGCCUUUUCUCUUUCUUUUCCUUUCUACCCUUCCUUCUAUACACAUUUUGGAGGCUUAUCUUACUCCUGUAUUUUCAAAGGACCUCUAUAGCUUGAAUGCUGUUUCCUUCUUCAAUAUUUGUUUAUCUAGUUACUAAUAUGAACUCUUAACUGUAAUGUUAAUUUCAUACGACUUUGCUGAAGAAAAACAUUUUAUCCUAAAGUAUCUCAUAGUUAUCCUCAGGCUGUUCGAAAAGAUAAUAAGCAACGUUUCAGCCUCAUAGAAGAGAACAUGGAGCUACUAGUACGUGCAAACCAAGGCCACACAACAACGAGAAAGAAAUUGAGCACAAGUCUUGAUCAGAGAAAUACCUAAAAUUUAAGAUACACAAAUUCAAACGAUGGCGGGUGGAGUUUUAGUUGCUUCAAAAAAUGGAAGGCAAUAUGAGGGGAAGGUUACAAUGUUUGUUUUGGUCACAUGUUUGGUGGCAGCCAUGGGAGGUCUACUUUUUGGUUAUGAUCUUGGUAUUACAGGAGGAGUGACUUCCAUGGAACCAUUCUUGGUUAAGUUCUUCCCCGGUGUUUACAAACAAAUGAAAGAUGAAUCUGGACACGAGAGCAUGUAUUGCAAAUUUGAUAAUGAGCUCCUUACUUUGUUCACAUCUUCCUUGUAUCUUGCAGCUUUAAUAGCUUCUUUCUUUGCUUCCACAACUACAAGGAUGUUAGGACGCAAGGCCUCAAUGUUUACGGGUGGCUUGUUUUUUCUUACUGGUGCAUUGCUUAAUGGUUUUGCUGUCAAUAUAGAAAUGCUUAUCAUUGGUCGUAUAUUACUUGGCUUUGGUGUAGGAUAUUGUAAUCAGUCCGUUCCAGUGUAUUUGUCUGAAAUGGCUCCAGCAAAGAUUAGAGGUGCACUCAACAUGGGCUUCCAAAUGAUGAUCACUAUUGGAAUCCUAGGGGCAAACAUUAUUAACUACUUUACUUCCAAUCUUGAGAGUGGAUGGAGAAUUUCUUUGGGUGUCGGAGCUGUCCCUGCAAUUUUGUUGUGUAUAGGAUCUUUUUUCUUAGGUGACACACCAAACUCUAUGAUUGAAAGGGGUCAAAAAGAAGGAGCUAAGAAAAUGUUGCAAAAGAUUCGUGGCAUUGAUAAUGUCGAUGAAGAAUUCCAAGAUCUAAUUGAUGCUAGUGAGGAAGCCAAAAAGGUGGAACAUCCAUGGAAGAAUAUUACACAAUCGAGAUACAGACCUCAACUAACAUUUUGUUCUCUCAUUCCAUUCUUUCAACAACUCACAGGCAUCAAUGUUAUCAUGUUUUAUGCCCCUGUCCUUUUCAAAACUUUGGGCUUUGGAAGCGAUGCUUCCCUCAUGUCCGCAGUAAUUAGCGGAGGUGUCAAUGUUGUUGCUACUUUUGUUUCCAUCUUCAUUGUGGACAAGUUUGGAAGAAAGAUUUUGUUUCUUCAAGGUGGUGUCCAAAUGUUUAUUUGUCAGAUUGUUGUUGGAAGCAUGAUUGCUGCUAAGUUUGGAGUUAACGGUGAAGGCUCAAUUAAAGCUUAUGAAGCUAAUCGUCUUCUGUUCUUCAUAUGCGCGUAUGUUGCCGCAUUUGCAUGGUCUUGGGGUCCAUUGGGAUGGUUAGUUCCUAGUGAAAUAUGCUCUCUUGAGGUUCGCUCUGCAGGUCAGGCUACCAAUGUUGCUGUGAACAUGUUGUUCACCUUUGUCAUUGCUCAAGUUUUUCUAGCUAUGCUUUGUCACUUGAAGUUUGGACUUUUCUUCUUCUUUGCUGGCUUUGUGCUUAUAAUGACAGUUUUCAUUUUCCUGUUUUUUCCCGAGACAAAUAAUGUCCCAAUUGAAGAAAUGAAUACAGUGUGGAAGUCUCAUUGGUUUUGGACCAAGUUUGUUUCAGAUGUUGAUGUUGAUGUUGAUCAUGACCAUAAGCUCGUUGCUUAAUUUCAAUAUUAGAAAAAUCUCGGGGCCUAGACAGUAUAUAUAAUAAUUUCAGCUAAUUCUAUCUGAUGUUGUUAUAGUCA
Messenger RNA from Vicia villosa (hairy vetch), 2374 nucleotides. Its product is annotated as sugar transport protein 10-like. Gene Ontology annotation, molecular function: monosaccharide transmembrane transporter activity. Lineage: Eukaryota; Viridiplantae; Streptophyta; Magnoliopsida; Fabales; Fabaceae. Gene Ontology annotation, cellular component: membrane. Gene Ontology annotation, biological process: monosaccharide transmembrane transport. The record is from RefSeq and is a predicted model, not a curated record. The transcript is spliced from 6 exons. The coding region runs from base 756 to 2294 and encodes 512 amino acids.